This is a messenger RNA of Clavispora lusitaniae ATCC 42720, 348 nucleotides long. The record is from RefSeq and is a predicted model, not a curated record. NCBI's taxonomy places the organism in Eukaryota, Fungi, Ascomycota, Pichiomycetes, Serinales, Metschnikowiaceae.
AUGCUAUUUCUUCAACGCCAACUCCCCAUUAUCUAUAGAGUAUCACGCAGGUCGGGACGGAAUUACUCUGUUAAAUUUUCAGAGAAUUUCGACGGACACGUGCAAGCUACGAAGCCACGGCUAGCGGAUUUUAGAUAUCCUCUCUUCCACACCUUCUUAUUGGCGUCGAGCGUUUAUAUGGGAUUAAACGCCUUGUGGUAUUCAUUGGAGUACGAACAGGUAGAAAAUAGUUUGAUAAAACAAGCAAACAUGCUCGAAGAUGAACUACAGAGAACGCUUGAAGAAGUAAAACUGCAACACAUCAAGUCAGCCGACAAGUGGUACAGCAAGUUAAAAUUUUGGAGCUAA